Molecule: messenger RNA, 1908 nt
Organism: Centruroides sculpturatus (bark scorpion)
Lineage: Eukaryota; Metazoa; Arthropoda; Arachnida; Scorpiones; Buthidae
Product: cytoplasmic dynein 2 heavy chain 1-like
Exons: 14
Biological process (GO): microtubule-based movement
Cellular component (GO): dynein complex
Molecular function (GO): dynein light intermediate chain binding; dynein intermediate chain binding; minus-end-directed microtubule motor activity
Source: RefSeq, a predicted model, not a curated record
AUGGAAGCUGGUGUUUCUAAAUUAAAUGAAGCUAGAUUACUUGUUGAUAAUUUAAAAUCUAAAGCAGCUGAACAAAGUAAACUGUUAGCUGAGAAGCAAGCUGAAGCUGAUGAUGCAUUGAAACAAAUUACUUCUAGUAUGUCAGCUGGUGUUUCUAAAUUAAAUGAAGCUAGAUUACUUGUUGAUAAUUUAAAAUCUAAAGCAGCUGAACAAAGUAAACUGUUAGCUGAGAAGCAAGCUGAAGCUGAUGAUGCAUUGAAACAAAUUACUUCUAGUAUGUCAAAAGCUAAAGCUGCUGUAGGGAAUAUACGAUCAGAAGCAUUGUCAGAAAUAAGAUCUUUAAGAGCUCCACCAGAUAUCAUUAGAGAUAUUUUAGAAGGUGUUCUGCGAUUAAUGGGUAUUUUUGAUACAUCAUGGGUAAGCAUGAAAAGUUUUCUUUCUAAAAGAGGUGUAAAAGAAGAAAUUAUUUCUUUUGAUGCCCGCAAAAUAACUCCUGAAAUAAGAUAUAGUGUUGACCAACUGCUUUCAAAGAAUCAUGAAUCUUUUGAUCCUAAGAAUGCUAAAAGAGCUUCUGCAGCUGCUGCUCCCUUGGCUUCUUGGGUAAAAGCAAAUGUAAAAUACAGUCAAGUUUUAGAAAAAGUUUCACCAUUAGAAAAAGAACAGGCUAAAUUACAACAUAACUUGGUUUCAGCUGAGCGGCGCAUUAACAAAUUAAGUGGUGCAUUAGAAGAUGUGGAACAAGAAGUUAUUCAUUUGAGAGAUAAAUUAAGCAAAUUUACAAAGGAAGCAGCUGAAAUAGAAUUUAAUUUGAAACAUUCUAAAGAAAUAAUCAUUUCUGCUGAGACACUUGUUCAGCAACUAGAUAGUGAAUAUCAACGUUGGACAAAACAACUAGGAGAAAUAGAUAAGGAAUUAACAAAACUUCCUGUGCAGUCAUUACUAGCUGCUGCUUUUAUUACAUAUUUAUCAUCCUCUUCAGAAGAUAUAAGACAAAUUAAUAUUGAAAAAUGGUGUUCCAUUUUAGGAUACAAGAGUUUUGAUUUAAAGCAAUUUUUAAGUAAUGAACAAGAACAGUUAACUUGGAAAACAGAAGGUUUGCCUUCUGAUUUGUUAUCAAUAGAAAAUGCUAUAAUUAUAUUACAGCUUUCUAAAUUGGAAAUAGGUCUUUCUAAAUUGGAAAUAGGUGUAAGUCCCAGAUAUGUUAUUCAAAUUGGUGAGAAAUUAGUUGAUUUCAAUGAAAAUUUCAAAAUGUUUUUAAUUACAAAAUAUUCUUCAUUGGAAUUGCCACCAUAUGCAUCUGCUUUAAUUACAACAGUGAACUUUAGUACUACAAAAGCAGGACUAAUGGGACAAUUAUUAGCUGCAGUUUUACAGCAUGAAAAACCAGAAUUAGAACAAAGAAGAAUGCAAUUAUUAGAACAAGAGGAAGAAUUAAAAUUACAACUAACAAAAUUAGAAGAAUCAUUGUUAGAACAGUUAGCAUCAGCUCAAGGCAAUAUUUUGGAAAAUAAAGAGUUAAUUGCAUCUUUAAAUAAUACAAAAUCAAGUAGUUUAAAUAUAUCUUCAGCUUUAAAAGAAUCUCAGCAACUUCAGCUAUCUUUAGAAGAAGAAAGAAAAGUUUAUUUACCAUUGGCUCAGUUUGGUAGCAAUUUAUAUUUUGUAAUAACUGAACUUAUUAAACUGAAUAAUAUGUAUGAUUUUAGUUUAUCUACAUUCUUUAAAUUAUUUAAUCAAGCUCUUGCAACUGAUAAGAUAAGUAACAGUCCAGAAGAUAGAAUGAAAGGAUUAAUCCAAUCUCUUCAACAUCUAGUUUAUGAAUAUGUGUGCCGUUCAUUAUUCAAAACUGAUCGAUUAACCUUUGCUAUGCAUUUAAUACAUGGAAUGUAUACUCAACAUUUUCAAGAAAAU